AAGAACUGUUUAUUUGUUAUUCUUAGAGUUUAUUCUACUCAAAUCAUGACGACGUUAGUCAAUUCUAAUUAUGUUUUGUCGGAUUCUAACUACCGAAUUCGACCGGACAUGAAAACUUAUCUCAUGACCGACAACAAUGCUGGUGGACAUUCCGUGAAACAAAUCGAGCAAAGUAGGCGAAUUCGACAGUUGAAAUUUCCUUCUUUAAGAGGCAAACAUGAUUACAGUUCCAUGCAGGAUAGAGAUGCAGCAGGGUUCAGAAAAUACAAUGAUAAUGGAGACCACAGAGUUCCAGCCCCUCACAGAGGUUAUGAUAAUAUUAUUGACCCUACCACAGGAUUUGUCAGUGCUGGAGGAGAUCUAGACAGAGAGACAGGACACAAGAAAAUUGAGACCCUGGUCCAGCUGAAUGAUAAACCCCAAUCCAGUGAACCAAAAACUAAAACGCCUCUUUCACCUGGAAGUGUUCCAGCACCUGGUUUACAUAGAUCAGUCACCUACCAUCCAGGAGCACCUAGUAAAUGGAACAGUCGGAAGAUAUCAGAUUCUUGGAUUAGAGCACAACUUGGAGGUUGGACUAGUGAUCAGAAUCCAUUGAAAAAUCCUUCAGCAGAAAAAGUUGCACAGAGUAUGUUUGUAGAAAAACAGCCAACUGAAUUAAGUAAAGGGCCCAGGGAUGAGCUAGCCAGAAAAUUUAUGUACAGUUCUUCAACCCAGAGGUUUUAUGAAGAUGUGGACUGGGACAAUAUGUUAAAUGAUAAACCAUGGCCACAUAAAACAACUUUAGAAUUACGUCCUGAUAUGGUCUCACACAGAUUCUCCACUAAAAAGUAUGAACCUAAAGCUCAGGAGUGGCAGGCUGUUGGUAAAUCUUGGGAUAGGUUUCAGAAACGAAGUGGAUACUAUGAAAACAGACCUGUUACAUUCUGUUGUCCUAGUUCUAGAACCAAACAAAUACCAUCUUAUGGAGGUUCUAUUGGAGCUGUUAAUUUAGAAGAAAUAGAUAAUGCUAACAUUCCAUUUGACCCACUGACAGUAAAACGUGUUCCUAUACCUCGACCAACAGAUACUUCACAUACACCUAAUAUUCCUGGUUAUGAGGGUUGUACAUUAUAUAGAGGUCGUUAUGAACCAGCUAAUUCAACUCCCAUUAAUUCUACCAUGAAUCAGGCUUCAACAGCCUUGGUACACAGAACUAUACAGAGUAUUCCAUCUUCAGCUAUAAAUAAAAGAGAAUCGGCCAUGUCUAAGAUGGUGACCCUGGUUCCUCCCUGUAACCCUUUUAAAUCCUCUAUGAAAGAGGGUGUGGUGACAGUCGCUUAAAAACAGAAGUCUAAACACAGCUUACUCUGUUUAAAAAUUUAAAUAUAAAUGAAUCUGAAUUUUCUAUCUUUCUUUCACUUUUGAUUGUAUGUGUAUAGGUCUUCUUAGCAACAUUUUUGAGAAUUUUCUAAAAAUCUUCCUAGUUACCAUGCCUUACCUUCAAUGUCAAAAAUUAUAUUGCCAGGGGCAGUGCCUUGAAAGGUUGGCAAAGAUCUGACCAAAGAGCAUUAAUAUGCAUCAGGUACUACCUGGCCUUUUCUUAUUUGAUACUUUUUAAAUAUUUGUUAUUCAACAUUGUAAUUUACCUAUGUCGACUGCGAUUAACAGUUAUGUUGUAUGAUAGGCCUGUGAUUAUUGCUAAUAAAUGGUUACCAAUGUAUAUAUUUUGACCUGUGAUUAUAUAUAUAUAUCUAUUUAUAAUAUAUCUACCAGCAUUAUUACUGUUAUUUGAUAUCAAUGUGUACUAUUUAUAAUAUUAUUGUAAAUAUUACAUACCCUAUUAAUAAUAUACACUUACUGGUACCAAAUAUUACAGUUCUUUAAUAUGUGUUUUUAGUUUUUCUGAUCAUUUUAUUCCCAUUUAUGGCUAUUGAACCAUAUUUCAAAUCAGAAUAUGUAUGUACUGAUGAUAGAAAAUUAAAGAGUUGCAGAUGUCUUG
Lottia gigantea (owl limpet) is the source of this 1981-nucleotide messenger RNA. RefSeq lists its product as hypothetical. The record is from RefSeq and is a predicted model, not a curated record. Bases 46 to 1323 code for a protein of 425 amino acids. Lineage: Eukaryota; Metazoa; Mollusca; Gastropoda; Lottiidae. The transcript has 10 exons.